Molecule: messenger RNA, 5614 nt
Organism: Dermacentor albipictus
Lineage: Eukaryota; Metazoa; Arthropoda; Arachnida; Ixodida; Ixodidae
Source: RefSeq, a predicted model, not a curated record
UCAGGGAUUUUCGAAGCAGCAACAGCACGGCUGCCUGUCGUCUGGGAAAAUGAAGACGGCGCGACGACGCCACGCACCCUCCUUGCCGUUCUCCCAGCGCGCCACUCUUUCUCCCACAUUCCACUUUUCCAACCGCUGCGAAACGUCCGCAAGCCAGAAAGAAACCGGUCCCUUUCGACCGGUGUCGGCAGCACGUCGACAAGUGCGCGAGACUAGCAGGUGUACAACAACAAUUCACAGCCUGGGCGUGGGCCAUCGCACAUUGCACAUCGCAGGGCACCCAACCCAGCGCACACGGGACCCGGGCUCGAGUCGAACAUCGUCCCGUCCGCGGUGCCUACCAGAGCGUCUGUGACGGACCACCAAGACAGCGCGAAAGAAAACCGUUCGCAGAAUGCAGCUCACGGUCUUCUGCCUGGUCGGGGCCUUCGUCGCUGUGGCCUCGGCGCAAGACCACGUCAGGGUGAUUGCCGCAAGCAACGACUUCGCUUUCCGACUACUCCCGCUGCUGUCGGGUUCCCAGAGCGACAACGUCUUCUACUCACCGUACAGCGUGACCACGGCCCUGGCCAUGGUUUACGCCGGCGCCGACGGCAUGACCCUUCGAGAACUACACGAAUCCCUUAGCUACAACUUAGUGGGGAUCGAACAGGACAAAGUUCUGAGCGCGCACGCCGAGCACAAUGGUCGCCUGCUCGCGCCGUCCGACUCGACGCUAAAGAUCGCCAACGCAGCGGCACUGGACGACAAGCUUAACGCUCUGCCGGGCUACGUGAACGCCCUGAAGAACGGCUUCGGGGCCGAGCUUCUCAAGGUUGACUUCAUUGGAGCGGGCCAGUCAGCCGUGAACGCCAUAAACUCGUGGGUGAAUCAGAAGACGCAGCAGAAGAUCAGUAAGUUGUUCGACGAACCGCUCUCCAAAGACACGAGACUGGUGCUUCUGGACGCCGUCUACUUCAAAGGGACGUGGCUGACAAUGUUCAACCGGUCCAAAACGGCGAAGGCCCCCUUCUACACGGGCGACGGCCGCUCGACCAACGUCGACACCAUGCAGGGCAUUAUCAAGGUGGGAUACGCCUAUGCCAGCGAUAUCGGAGCCACAGUGCUGGAUCUGCCUUACAAAGGCCUCGACUACAGCAUGUCGAUACUGGUCCCCCGAAACGGGACUAAUGUCGAAGUGCUGAAGAGGGCCCUGAAACUGGAGGGGCUUAGAAAUGCUCUGUCCCGGCUUCGCCAAAUUAAGCUUGAACUUCACCUCCCUAGGUUUAGGCUGGAGGAGAAGUACGAGCUGAAGGAGCCGUUGAGGAGGUUGGGCAUCAAGAAGGUGUUCAAUGCGGGCGAGGCUGACCUGUCCCGAAUCAAUGGAGGCAGGGACCUCUUCGUGGACCAGGUGUUGCACAAGGCUGUGGUGGAAGUCAACGAGGAAGGCAGUGAAGCGGCCGCCGUUGCCGGUGUCGAGAUCAACACGCGCACCACGUCCCAUCCUGUCGUGUUCCACGUCGACCACCCGUUCCUGUUCUUCAUCCGUAACACACGGAUCGGAGAUAUCCUCUUCGUUGGACUAGUGAACAAAGUCGAAUUCCCCAGAAUGCAGCCGACAGUACUCUUCCUGGUCGGGGCCCUCCUCGCUGUGGCCUCGGCGCAAGACCACGUCAGGGUGAUUGCCGCAAGCAAUGACUUCGCUUUCCGACUACUCCCGCUGCUGUCGGGUUCCCAGAGCGACAACGUCUUCUACUCACCGUACAGCGUGACCACGGCCCUGGCCAUGGUUUACGCCGGCGCCAACGGCACGACGCUGCGCGAACUGCACGAAUCCCUGAGGUACAACGUAGUGAGGCUCGCACAGGACAAAGUCCUGCGCGCGCACGCCGGGCACAAUCGUCGCCUGCUCGCGCCGUCCAACUCGACGCUGAAGAUCGCCAACGCAGCGGUACUGGACGGCAAGCUUAACGCUCUGCCGGGAUACGUGAACGACCUGCAGAACGGCUUCGGGGCCGAGCUUCUCAAGGUUGACUUCAUUGGAGCAGGCCAGUCAGCCGUGAACGUCAUAAACUCGUGGGUGAAUCAGAAGACGCAGCAGAAGAUCAGUAAGUUGUUCGACGAACCGCUGUCUAAGGACACCAGGCUGGUGCUUCUGAAUGCCAUAUACUUCAAAGGGACCUGGCGCACAAAGUUCGCCAGGUCGAAAACGGAGAAGGCCCCCUUCUACACGGGCGACGGCCGCUCGACCAGCGUCGACACCAUGCAGGGCACUGUCAAGGCGGGAUACGCCUACGCCCGAGAUAUCGGAGCCACUGUGCUGGAUCUACCUUACAACGGCCUCGACUACAGCAUGACGAUACUGCUUCCACGAACCAAGACCGGUAUCGAAGCGCUGAAGAAGAACCUGACUCUGCUGACAUUGAGAGACGCUCUGGCCCGGCUCAGCGAAGCUACUGUUGAAGUGUAUCUCCCGAGGUUCAAGCUGGAGGAGAAAUACAAGCUAAAGGAGGUGCUACCGAGGUUGGGCAUCAGGAGGAUGUUCAACGCGGGCGAGGCCGACCUGUCCCGAAUCAACGGCGGCAUGGACCUCUUCGUGGACCAGGUGGUGCACAAGGCUGUGGUGGAGGUCAACGAGGAAGGCAGCGAGGCGGCCGCCACCACCGGUGUGGUGAUCAACACGCGCACCACGUCCGGUCCAGAAGUGUUUCGCGCCGAUCACCCAUUCCUGUUCUUCAUCCGCAACAGACGAACAGGAGAUAUCCUCUUCGUUGGACUAGUCAACAAAGUCGAAUGAGCUUCUACCCGUCCUGGCACUAACUGCAACAGUGUUUCACCUUUACAAACUUCCUUUUGCUUCAAACCGUGCACCAAAUCUUGCGUCCAUUCUGCGCUUUUUCAGUGUUGUUCAGCGUAUCUUCUUACUAUAUUCGGGGGGUUGCUGCGAUGUCAACACAUGGACAACAGAAGUAGAAGUGGACAGGAGGCCCGCCGCUUGUACUUCGGUUGUCCGUGUGCUUAUAGCGCAGUAACCUCUUUAUUACAAGAUGAACUUCCACCAAAUAGCCCAACUUGUCGCUCUUCUACUAUAUUCAGCUCUUGCUCUAUCUCAUUAGAGUCGAGGCAGGGUAAUUCGUUUGAAUGUUGCUCUGAAAUAAUCCCCGACUGUCUUUCCAUAGUAUGACUCUCCAAUUUCGAUCUACGUCACCGUCUUACGCAUGCUGUGGUCAUGAUAUAAUGAGCAUAAUACAACAAAACAACAGCUAAAAAAGACAGAAAAAGAACUGAAGAUUUGAAUAAAAGAACGGGAAAGUACAGAUGUUCCCGUUAGUGUAUUUGUUCCGCUGCUUUCACAGUUAUAAUGCGCAGCAUAAGCCCCUACCUACCUCUCGAUACGUUAGAAAAGGAGAAAUGCACAAAGAAGUUUUGGGUGAAGGAUAAUUCCAUGAAGUAAAAUAUGACGUUCGUCUUUAAGCCACACGUUACGUUUUUACAAGUUAUUCAGGAUCGUAGGAGAUUAGAAUGAAAGUGAAACUGGCCACCGGUUUGCAAGCAUUUCUGUGGCAGUAACCCUAACGCGGAGGCUUCAAAGGAAAGCAAAACGAGGACAUCAUUGCUCAGCCAAGCUUGUUCAUAAGAUUAUUAUGAACACUUAUUUUAUGAUGCGAACGUAAGCAUAUAAAAAAUGAUGGAUCAUUUUUAGUUCCUUAUAUAGAAGAUACACAAAUGUGGGAUUGGUUAACCGAAACGUGUGCGAGUAAAAAUACAGUACCGAAUCAGACAGCGUUGCUUAGAAAACGCAUAAAUUCGACCUUGCGUGUUGAGCAGAAUUUGGGGUUUCAAGGUUUUGAGCUUGUAUUAUGGUGUGCUCGUGCUAGACCUUCGAUCUCUUCCCGCACGACAAAUCCACUCCUUUCUCUGCCCCCUUAUAGAUAUGUAACUGCGCCCACCCAAGUUUAUAAAGGAUGUAUUUUGUUAUUGUGCAACGGCUAUCACUUCAAAGGACGUAACGGAAGCAGGCUGGAUUCUUUUGUUCUUCUUUGAGAGCCUUAUCUGCGUUUGCCAGAGUGGAAACCGCCGACAGAACUUCCUAUGACUGCCUUCCCAGCGCAGAGGACGUUGGCUCCCAGCACGUGUCGUCUGUUCAAAGCUAUAAAAACAGGGCGUAUAUUUAUUUUGCCAUGGAAACAUCUUUAUUGUUGUGAUAAGGUAGAACACGAUCAUGAAGCAUCGUACACACUAUUCAUGCGUAUCUACAUAAUUACUAAUCUUUACAUCAUAUCUGCAGAUAGAACACGAUAAAGAGACAUAGCGGAAAACCUUUGAUUUUCGUUAAUCUCAGCUUAACGAGCCGGGAAACUUCCGUUUUACUUCUUUUGUUCACUUGGAUGAACUGCGUAGACAACACUGCCGUCGACCAAGCCUGUGAUGAAGGAUGCAUUUUCGUUAAAUAGUGCACGCAUACACACAGAAUUACAGCUAGUUUCACAAGUAUCGCAGAUGGAGCUCGAUUCUGGCUUUCGCAUAAGCACAUACAAAAGUGUAAAACUACAAAAAAUAAACAUAUUUCUGUCGUCUCAUGGUUGCCUAAACUUCCCUUUAUGCUGAUCUUUACGUAAUGUCGGUAAUUGCAGCAGUAAAUUUAGCUGAUUGCUUGAAAAACGGUUUUAGCUAUAGAAGAAGAGCAGAAAAAGCUAUAACGCAUUUAUUUACGUUCAUGGCGUUUGCCUGUCAACGUUCCCUUUAAAUGUGAUUAAAAUACUAUUUGCAGACGCUUUUUUUCUCCAAGUACGAACAAUCAAAAUGCAAGAAAUUUGUUACAAUGUUCAGUCCUAUUCAUUGUUAUGAUUGAGAACAACAUGCCAACGUUUUAAAGUGAAAGUGAGGCUAAAAAAUCGACGCUGCAUGCUCAUGUCGCCACCUGAGUCCUGUAGAGUUGCAGUGAGAUUGGGAGGGAUUACAAGCUUCUGGAAUGUGUUAUAUGGGGCCAUUAGCAACUAUAAACAACAAUCUACUCCUAAAAAUGAGCCAAUUAAAUACCCUUUUCAAAGUUCUUGACUAGAUUCAGUGCUUCUCGACUAAGCUCUUACUGUGCUGUGCUUAUGAUCAUGACUCCCUCUACAUUCUUGUCACGUGAGGUAGGUCAUAAGGAUAAGUCUUGGGUCUUUUGCUUUGUUAUACUUAUAUUAAUCCUUUAAACACCGGUAUCGCUUCAUCCAUUAAGUUUUUGCAGAGGAUUAUAUGCUGUACUGUAUAAUUAAUAGCUUACGAUAUGUUCCUACUUUUCAAUGUGACACUACAGUUUCCAGCUGUUAUGGCACAUUGCUAAAGAACUUAAUAUUUCUGCAUGUACAAUGAUGGGAGAAAAACAUGGUAAUAACCCUAGUGUUACCCUUGCUUAUAUUGUUAUUCACCUAACAUUAAUAUCCGUCAUUUCGUACAAGUACAUUGGAAUACACACAAUUCAAACCCUCUCUAGGAAUAUGCAUGUUCAAAAUAUAAUUAACAAUGCUACGCUGAAAUUGUCGCACUUUUCUCUCCCAUCAGAAGCUCAUUUAGUAUAAAUCUAUAGUUAAAUCAAAAUUAGAAAGUGUUGCUUCCAUUUGGGAUCCCCCUAAUGCCAUCUUAAUAAACG